Messenger RNA from Owenia fusiformis, 327 nucleotides. Lineage: Eukaryota; Metazoa; Annelida; Polychaeta; Sabellida; Oweniidae. The record is from the annotation of a GenBank genome assembly.
GACAAUGCUACUGGUGACGUUGAUGAUAUGUUUCCUGUGCCAAACGAUGCCACAAUUAACUGAGGCUACAAGGUUGGACGAGAGUAACACGCAGUUGACAAUACUUACAGAAAACAUGUUCGUGAAUCACACAUCUUUGACAGAUCUACGACUUGAUAGAAAUCAAAUAACGGAAAUUGAACCUGGUGCAUUUUCUGGUUUGGAUUCUUUGCAACAUCUAUCUUUACAUAACAAUAAACUUACAAUUUUGAAAAAUGGCAUAUUCAAUAAUCUGACCUCCUUGAUAAAGCUAUAUCUUCAUCAAAAUGAAAUAAUAGAAAUUGAGGG